Molecule: messenger RNA, 745 nt
Organism: Saccostrea echinata
Lineage: Eukaryota; Metazoa; Mollusca; Bivalvia; Ostreida; Ostreidae
Exons: 5
Coding region: 36-653 (205 amino acids)
Biological process (GO): cell-cell adhesion
Cellular component (GO): protein complex involved in cell adhesion; cell surface; phagocytic vesicle
Molecular function (GO): oligosaccharide binding; N-acetylgalactosamine binding; polysaccharide binding
Source: RefSeq, a predicted model, not a curated record
UCAAAACUCGAUCAAAUCUAUUGAAUACCAACUGAAUGACGAUCAGAAUUAUAGAAAUGUCUAAAUUUACCACGAAAUUAAUCGGGGCUUUUUUUACGUGUCUCAUAACAUCCAGCGGAAUGCUAUCAAAGGAUGUUGGGACAGAUCAAUCAGUCAAAGUUUUGGAAAGCAUUUUAACGGGCUCUUCCAAAGCUAGGACUGACUUCAUGGAAAAGGUCUUGAAUCAACUGUUUGAGGAAACACUACUGAGAGUGGAAAUGGAAAAGAAAUUAAGUCGUAUUGAGAAGACGCUUGCAGAAUUCAAGAUCAAUAUGGUAGAUUUUAGUUUCACUGUUAUGAAUCUAACCAGUAUGAUGGAUUCAGCACAGAAAGAGAAAAAAUUUCGAUGUGAAGCUGGAACUACUGGGCAAAUGUAUAUUAAGCAACAACCACUGUGGCCAUACGUCCAAACAGUGACAUUCCGUGAACCUUUUGCUAAAGAACCUGAAGUUACCUUCGGUUAUGCAACACUUGAUUCUGAUCGUUUGAAGAAUGUGCGAGUAAAUACAUUCGUUCAAAACAUCACUAAGAGUGAAUUUACACUCACUAUCCACACUUGGGCGGAUACCAUUUUGUAUGGAACAAAUGUCAGAUGGAUGGCUUGUGGAAAAUAAAAGAAAAAUAGGAAAACUUUGCUACAAAUCUGACAAAGUUUGAAAAAUGUUUUCAUUCGAAACUUAAAUAAAAUUUAAACCAUCUUAUAAAA